Molecule: messenger RNA, 1904 nt
Organism: Macaca mulatta (Rhesus monkey)
Lineage: Eukaryota; Metazoa; Chordata; Mammalia; Primates; Cercopithecidae
Gene: NT5DC2
Product: 5'-nucleotidase domain containing 2
Molecular function (GO): 5'-nucleotidase activity
Source: RefSeq, a predicted model, not a curated record
CCGGCCGCCGUGAGGAGCACGAGGCCACCGUGGCGGGCGCGCAGUCGGAGGGCGGAGGGCGGCGGGCGGCGGGCGGCGGGAGGGCCAGGGCAGCGCGGGCGGCGGGCGGCGGGCGCCGGCGGCGCGCGGUGGGCAUGGCGGGUGCGGGGCUGCGGGCGGUCGCUCGGCGCUGGCUGCUGUGCGGAGGCCACGGCGGGCCGCGAACUGCCUCGUCCUCGCCCUCCUGCCCUGGCUGCGGCCCCCCGGGUCCCGGCGCCCACUGUCCCGGCGCCCCGCGCUCCGCGCCCGCCCAGGCACCCGCAGGCGGCGCCGACCUCAGCGCGCACCUAUGGGCUCGCUACCAGGACAUGAGGAGACUGGUGCACGACCUCCUGCCCCCCGAGGUCUGCAGUCUCCUGAACCCAGCAGCCAUCUACGCCAACAACGAGAUCAGCCUGCGUGACGUUGAGGUCUACGGCUUUGACUACGACUACACGCUAGCCCAGUAUGCAGACGCACUGCACCCCGAGAUCUUCAGCGCCGCCCGUGACAUCCUGAUCGAGCACUACAAGUACCCAGAGGGGAUUCGGAAGUAUGACUACAACCCCAGCUUUGCCAUCCGUGGCCUCCACUAUGACAUUCAGAAGAGCCUUUUGAUGAAGAUUGACGCCUUCCACUAUGUGCAGCUGGGGACAGCCUACAGGGGCCUCCAGCCUGUGCCAGAUGAGGAAGUGAUCGCGCUGUAUGGGGGCACCCAGCACAUCCCACUUUACCAGAUGAGUGGCUUCUAUGGCAAGGGUCCCUCCAUUAAGCAGUUCAUGGACAUUUUCUCACUGCCGGAGAUGGCUCUGCUGUCCUGUGUGGUGGACUACUUCCUGGGCCACAGCCUGGAGUUUGACCAAGCGCACCUCUACAAGGAUGUGACGGACGCCAUCCGAGACGUGCAUGUGAAGGGCCUCAUGUACCAGUGGAUCGAGCAGGACAUGGAGAAGUACAUCCUGAGAGGGGACGAGACGUUUGCCGUCCUGAGCCGCCUGGUGGCCCAUGGGAAACAGCUGUUCCUCAUCACCAACAGUCCUUUCAGCUUCGUAGACAAGGGGAUGCGGCACAUGGUGGGUCCCGAUUGGCGCCAGCUCUUCGAUGUGGUCAUUGUCCAGGCAGACAAGCCCAGCUUCUUCACUGACCGGCGCAAGCCUUUCAGAAAACUCGAUGAGAAGGGCUCACUUCAGUGGGACCGGAUCACCCGCUUGGAAAAGGGCAAGAUCUAUCGGCAGGGAAACCUGUUUGACUUCCUGCGCUUGACGGAAUGGCGUGGCCCCCGCGUGCUCUACUUUGGGGACCACCUCUAUAGUGACCUGGCGGAUCUCAUGCUGCGGCAUGGCUGGCGCACGGGUGCCAUCAUCCCUGAGCUGGAGCGUGAGAUCCGCAUCAUCAACACAGAGCAGUACAUGCACUCGCUGACGUGGCAGCAAGCACUCACGGGGCUGCUGGAGCGCAUGCAGACCUAUCAGGACGCGGAGUCGAGGCAGGUGCUAGCUGCCUGGAUGAAAGAACGGCAGGAGCUGAGGUGCAUCACCAAGGCCCUGUUCAACGCGCAGUUCGGCAGCAUCUUCCGCACCUUCCACAACCCCACCUACUUCUCGAGGCGCCUCGUGCGCUUCUCUGACCUCUACAUGGCCUCCCUCAGCUGCCUGCUCAACUACCGCGUGGACUUCACCUUCUACCCGCGCCGCACGCCGCUGCAGCACGAGGCGCCUCUCUGGAUGGACCAGCUCUGCACUGGCUGCAUGAAGACCCCCUUCCUUGGUGACAUGGCCCACAUCCGCUGAGGGCGCCUUUAUUGUCCGGGACAGGCCCCCAGCCCCUCCCGCCCUGUCCACCCUGGGCGUCCACCCAGACAAGCAAUAAAAGUGGUCUUCUCCCUA